CCACCACUUAGGCACCAGUAUACGUUCUCUACACAGAUCGUCGGCCUAGGCGCCAUUGAAUUGGAGAAGAGAACAUAGGGACGAUACCCACCAUAUCCUUCAUCCUGUCUAUCUGUCGUUCCCUCUGACACUUCUUCAGGCAUCCCCACACUCAUGACACUCAAGGCUCAUGGCACCAGAUUACCCAAACUGGGUGUCCACGGGGAAUCUGAAUGGCGAAGCUCCCCCUCCCCACGUGACCUGCGAGGGGCAUCCUACUCUCACCUGCAGGACCGCCAGCGCCACCCAAACGGACAACGAGUGGUGCUGCUGCCGUUAUUACCCAAGGGCGAGGAGCACCCAAUGCCUUACUAUGAGACUCAGGAUGUGCUGCUCCCCGCGGUGGUGGCCAGCAACACCAAUUUCAAGUCACAGGCAAUGGCGUUCAGCCAUGACACGAGGCUGCAGCAUCAGUUCGUGGAGGAGAUACUGGACGACGCCCUGGCGGAGGAGGUGGUGGCUACGGCCUCGGUGGUCCUUGAGGAGAGCAAGUACAAGGAAGGCUAUGACAAGCACGCCGCCACGCUCGCGGAGGAGGAGUUCAUCAUGCCUGAGGUGCAGAGGCAAGUGUAUCUGAGUGUGUGGGACCUCCUGUAUGACCUGGGCCGCUCGCUUUCUAAAGACAAGUUUCUCGAGAUGAAGAAGAGGGAGAAGCAGCUGUACCUUCACCCCGUCGCUAAACAGGCCCUGGCGACUCACGUGCUGGAGGGAGAAAACUGGGCCGAGAACAUGACAGAAGAGAAAAUCCUGUCAGAGCUCCCUUGGGAUGUCCUUGUAUACAAUUACCACAAAAACCUGCAGGAGAACGCCCUCAUUAAGAACCCCACCUUGCAGAAGUACCUGGAGAGAGUGGUGGUGCCGGUAGCAGUGGACGAAAUACUGGAGGUCGUGCUGCUCGAUGCUCUAGAGGACGACAUGAGGCAGGUGGACCAGAUGCAGAAAUUAGCUUUGCCUCCCCACCAGCUGUAGUCGCCACGCCACACUUGAGUGCUCCGGGGCAGGUGAGGACAAGCAGGAAAGGCGAUGAGAGAGCGUGGGUGUAUAGAACAUGAAGGAGGUUGGCAUAUAUGAAACUGAAGAAAACGUAAAGAUGCAUUCAGGUGUAAACAAGCAGAUAAAAUACCAGAAGUAAGUAGGGGGUAUAAAAGAGCGUCAAGGAUGUUAGAAUACAGGAAAUUUUAAGUAGAUUUCUAGUAUAAUGCAUUUUUUUUUUAUAAAGUGCAUGUAAUCUUUGGGCGUUAAGGUUGCAGGGAUAUGAGUGACCAACUAUAACAAACGGAUAAAAAAAGGCGAAAGAAAAGGUGAAAGAAAGUGUGGGCAAACAAGAGCUUCGUGGAGAUUGGAAUACAAGAAAUCUAGGAGUACGAGUAUAUAGUGCAGGAUUUUGAAUUUAAUGCCUGUAAUAUCAUGGUUUAGGCAAUUCUCUUUUACGGGAGUGAAAUUCUAAAUGCUUUAGAACAAUCAAUAUUUGAGAUUUUAAUGAUUGGAUAAUGUAUCGCUAAAGGAGGGUACCAAACUGACCGCAGAACGCUGGCCAUGGUUUUUGAUGUAAAACCAGCAGGAACUUUAUCACACACAAGCUGCCCGAGUUCUUGCUAUGUUUGGCAAACGGCCCAGCCUGAUCAAAACAAAUCAGAACGAAACGAUACCGCUUAUACCUC
Messenger RNA from Portunus trituberculatus (swimming crab), 1700 nucleotides. RefSeq lists its product as uncharacterized. The record is from RefSeq and is a predicted model, not a curated record. Lineage: Eukaryota; Metazoa; Arthropoda; Malacostraca; Decapoda; Portunidae. Bases 154 to 1008 code for a protein of 284 amino acids. The transcript has 8 exons.